ACCAUCUGCACCACCCAACAAAAAGCGAAACCGCUUUCCCCCUCUUCCGCAGAACUGAAUAAGUUCUCCAGACCCUCUAUAUUCGACACCACAAAAAACAUUCCCGUCAAGCCAUCUAUCGCCCCCCACCAUGCCACCCAUCCGCAACCCCAUCCUCCCAGGCUUCAACGCCGACCCCUCGGUCCUCCACGUCAACGGCACCUACUACAUCGCCUGCUCCACCUUCGAAUGGUACCCGGGAGUGCAAAUCUGGUCCUCGACGGACCUCGCCAACUGGACCCUGACGACGCGGCCCCUCUCGCGCAAAUCCCAGCUCGACAUGCGCGGCAACCCGGACAGCUGCGGCAUCUGGGCGCCCUGCCUAACCCACGACGGCUCCAAAUUCUACCUCGUGUACACGGACGUGAAGAGGAAAGACGGCAGUUUCAAGGACACGCACAACUACAUUGUGACAGCCGACAAGAUCGAGGGGCCCUGGAGCGAUCCCAUGUACGUCAACUCCUCUGGUUUCGACCCAAGCUUGUUCCACGACCCGGACACGGGCAAGAAGUGGUUCGUGAAUAUGUUGCAGGACCAUCGGCGGCGGCCGCGCUUGUUUGCGGGAAUAAGGCUGCAGGAGUGGGAUGGUGCGGCGAAGAAACUGGUCGGGCCCAUGAAGACGAUUUUCAAAGGCACGGAGCUGGAUCUGGUCGAGGGCCCCCAUCUGUAUAAGAGGAAUGGUUGGUAUUAUCUGUUGACGGCUGAGGGAGGCACGGGGUAUGAGCAUGCGUGUACGUUGGCGAGGAGUAGGGAUGUUUGGGGACCUUAUGAGGUGCAUCCCAAGAAUCCUAUACUCACGUCCGAGCCCUACCCGAAUGCGUCGUUGCAGCGCGCAGGCCAUGGGGAUAUCGUCGAGACACCCGAGGGGAAAACGUAUCUGGUGCAUUUGACCGGCCGGCCGAUUACCCAGUUCAAGAGGUGCGUGCUUGGGAGGGAGACGGCCAUCCAGGAGGCGUAUUGGGGUGACGACGAUUGGCUGUAUGUCAAGAACGGCCCAUGCCCGAGUCUUUAUGUGGACGUUCCCGGAACCAGGGACGAGGAGAAGUAUUGGGAGGAGCAGAAGUAUACCUUCGACGAGAAGGAGGGACUGCACAUCGAUUUCCAGUGGCUGAGGACCCCAGAGCCCGAGCGCAUCUUCAAGAUCCAGGAUGGGAAGUUGGUCUUGAUUGGCCGCGAGUCCAUCGGCUCGUGGUUCGAGCAGACCUUGGUCGCAAAACGCCAGAAUCACUUCUCAUACGAUGCCGAGACGGUCGUCGAGUUUAGCCCAAAUGACGAGAGGCAGUUUGCUGGUCUGACCGCGUACUAUUGUCGGUACAACUUCUUCUACCUCACCGUCACGGCGCAUGCGGAUGGCAAGCGGGAGCUACUGAUUCUUAGCUCCGAGGCCUCGUGGCCCGAGGGCAGGCUGAAGCUCCCGCUGGCGGAUCCCGUUCCGCUGCCGCAGGAAGGCAAAGUCAAGCUGGGUAUCAGCAUCCGGGGCAAGAGGCUUCAAUUCUUCUACGGGCUCGGCGGCGAGGAGGCGCAGCUGAAGGAGAUUGGACCCGUGUACAACGCCUCAAUUCUGUCGGAUGAGUGCGGUGGGCACCUGGAGCAUGGUAGCUUUACAGGCGCCUUUGUCGGCAUGGCCUGUUCGGACAUUAACGGGACGGCAUUGGAGGCCAAGUUUGACUAUUUCAAGUACAAGCCUGUCAAGCAUGAGUCGGAUCGGUAUGAUAUCUAGGAGGGGACUCUGGAUCAGUAUGAAGGCAUUUUGGAGGCUGGACAGGCUUACCAGAUUGAACUG
Molecule: messenger RNA, 1822 nt
Organism: Westerdykella ornata
Lineage: Eukaryota; Fungi; Ascomycota; Dothideomycetes; Pleosporales; Sporormiaceae
Exons: 1
Coding region: 131-1759 (542 amino acids)
Biological process (GO): carbohydrate metabolic process
Molecular function (GO): hydrolase activity, hydrolyzing O-glycosyl compounds
Source: RefSeq, a predicted model, not a curated record